AUGGCAGAUCCAUACAACGCUUACAGCUCGCACGCAACACCUACACCGAGCGGGGUUGGCUACUAUCCCCCAGAAGACCAGUCUCAGUACCCAGCCUAUGGCCACCAGCAGCCAUAUGGAAACCAAGAACCAUACCAUAACCCUGGACCAGAUCAAUACAAUCCUGGACCAGAGCCUUACCAGCCCAUGCAAACCCCAAACCAAGCCUACGCUCCACAGCAAAGUUCAUAUCAUCUUGCGCCCGAGCCAUAUGGAUCCCCCACGGAGAGAAGCUAUACGCCGGCAGGGCAGCCAGAAUACCUUGGGCCAGUGACUCCAACAGGAUACGAACAUGUGCAAGACAAAAUCCCCGGGAAUGCAGGAUACUACAAUGAUCAUCCAGCUGGCCAACCGCAGUACUCACCCCCCGAAAGCCCCCACCGUCCCGCCGUGUAUGUAUCGGAGCCAGAAGAUUCACAGCGCAGUGGCAUGGUCGAACAGCGCUCCAAUACAGACACCGACACUGACCGCGGUAUGGACCGUGGGCUUGGGGGUUCUCUCGCUGGCGGCGUGGCGGGCUAUUACCUCGGUCAUAAAAAAGAACAUGGCUUACUGGGUGCUAUUGGUGGCGCUCUGCUCGGAAACUUCCUGGAAGACAAGGUGAAGGAACACAAGAAGAGUGACGAUGAUAGUGAACAUGAGCAUGGGGACGCCUUCUUUUGCCUCCGGUUUCCUUUAUCUCCCUUUUUCUUUUAA
Penicillium robsamsonii is the source of this 735-nucleotide messenger RNA. RefSeq lists its product as uncharacterized. Bases 1 to 735 code for a protein of 244 amino acids. Lineage: Eukaryota; Fungi; Ascomycota; Eurotiomycetes; Eurotiales; Aspergillaceae. The record is from RefSeq and is a predicted model, not a curated record. Gene Ontology annotation, cellular component: outer membrane. The transcript has 3 exons.